CAUAAACAAGCAGCCAUACGGGAUGUGAAUGUAAACAUCAGAGAAUAUAGGCAGCCUUAAAGACCUUCCUGAUGAGGACUGGACGUGUCUGUCUAUAAAAGGGUUAAAAGGGUUGAUCCAAGGAGCACAGGGGAAGCAACAGCCUCAAGCAGUGGACCCCGAUCCCCAGCAAUGGCUCCUGCCAGAAGAUGCCCCUGCUCCAGGAGGGCAGCAGUGAAGAGAAGGAAACGGAGAGUCAAUACACGUCCCCCAGAUGGGUCCAGGAAGGUUUUUUCACUUCUUUCUGAAACUUUGACCUGGCUACAGAGAACCGAGUAACCAGAAGUUUCAGUGAGCAAGUGCACAGAUGUCAGGUGUGCUAUUUUGCUUUUUUUGUUGAUGUCACAACACGAACAUACAGAGUCAGUGCAUUGGGAUGUGGCUGUGCUUUUAGAUGAAGGGAAUCCUCUGGAGAGGAAAAAAAGGCACUCUGCUCUUUCCACACAGGUUCACUCAUUGCCGGUGCCUGCCAGGGUUGAGACAAUCUCAGUGUGGUGCUACGAAGUCCCCCAGCUCCUCACGGCUCUGCGUUACCCCCCGUGUGCUACCCUGGUAUGUGAUGGCUGGCGUUUAGGGCUGCUCCACGCCCGCUGUGAGCUCAUACCCGAAGAUGCUCGGUUGGAAAGAACCAUGCUUGGACUCGCGGCUGCACUCAGUUCUUCCAACCGCAGAACACCUUAUCCGAGAGCCAGGCCCUCACGGUGCCUCCAAACGGGCAGCGCCGAGCACGGCCGCGCUCCCCGCCCUGCCACCGGCCUGCCUUACGGCACGGAACUCGAGGGGGCCGGAACCAGCGGGACCGCGCCCGGAGUGGUGGGAAGGAGCGCGACGACGGCACAGGAAGCGGGCCGAGCGGAAGGAGCGCGACAGCGGCGCCGGAAGCGGGGUCUGGAGCCGUUUCCGAUUUCCGGCGUAGCCAUGAGGACGCGGCGCGGCACUGUCCUGAGACCGCCGCCGGGCAUCGCCGACCGCCGCGAUGCCGGAGAGGACGACGAGGAGGAAGUGCCCGGCGGAGAGGUGGGCCCCGAGGGCCUGGGAGACGAGGUGGAGGAUUUUCACGAGGCGCAGUUUCGGGAGGUGAUGGCGGCUCUGGAGAGCGGGGAGGAGGCCGAGGACAGCGAGGAAGAGGAGGAGGAGGAAGUACUGGGGCUGCAGCUGCCGGAGGAGGAUGAAGAUGAGGAGGAGGAGGACGAGGAGGAAGGUGAACCUGGUGAGGAAGUAGAGGAAGCAAGGGGAGUUGAGUUUUAUCUCGACCGCAGUGCGGAGGAGGAUGAGGGAGAUGAGGAGGAGGAGGAGGAGGAGGAGAAUGAAGAUGAGGAGGAGAAUGAAGAUGAGGAUGAGGACCUGUCCAUGGAGAGUGAUUUGGAAGAGCGCAGUAAGGACACUGAUCUCCCCCAUGAGCUGUCCUGGGGGCGACGCAAACAGCUCUACUACGACACAGACUAUGGGAGCGAUGCCCAGGCUAAGGGCAAACGUAGCCAGCAAGAUGUUGAUGCUGAGGAGGAGGAAGAGGAGCAGGAGGCUAAAGUGAUCCAAAAGCGGCUGGUGGAGGACUUGGGAGAAGAUGAUUAUGGGCUGGAUGUGAUCCAGGGCUACCUGACGGAGCAACAGAAAACCCAUGAUAGCAAGGGGCAGAAAAUUGUCAAGGAUUUGCAGGCCCUUUCCAAGAAAGAGCAGCUGAAGCUGUUGAAGCAGGAGUCUCCUGAACUCCUGCAGCUGAUUGAAGACUUUGAAGUCAAACUGAUGGAACUCAAGGAUGAGCUGCACCCGCUGUUGCAAAUGGUAAAAAAUGGCACUAUCCCACAGGGGAAAGGCAGUCGCUAUUUGCAGACCAAGUAUCAGCUCUACUUGAAUUACUGUGCCAACAUCAGUUUCUACUUGGUUUUAAAGUCAAAAAGAAUGCCAGUUCAUAGUCAUCCCAUCAUUGAACGAUUGGUUGCUUACAGAAAUAUCAUCAAUGACCUAGCUGUGAUAGAUCAAAAGUUAUCCUCACAAGUUCGCCUGCUUCUGAAAAACUAUUACGAUAAGAAGGAGGAAAAACUCCGAGAGCGGAAGAAGUUUCCAGUGCUUCUUCAACCAGCUGCUAAGAAAACCAAACAAAAACGUGAAACUGGUCUUGCUAAUGGCCGGCUUGUUGCUGAGGAACUGGCAGAUGAAUCUGAUCUGGAUGAAGAGGCUGCGCUAAAAUACUAUAAGAUGAUGGAAGAGAAAUUGAAACUCAAGAGGAAGAGAACUGAAGAACAGGAAACACUUGAAGAACCAGUGACAGAAGAGGAUCCAAACCAGAAGAGAGGUGUGACUUACCAGAUGAUCAAGAACAAAGGCCUCACCCCCAGGAGGAAGAAGAUUGAUCGCAACCCCAGGGUCAAGCAUAGGGAGAAGUUCAGGCGAGCCAAGAUUCGCCGGAAGGGUCAGGUCCGAGAAGUUCGGAGGGAGAUACACAGAUACGGUGGGGAGCUCUCUGGCAUUCGUGCUGGAGUUAAGAAGAGCAGAAAGCUUCAGUGAAACUUAUUUCUCUCUGUUUAAGAGAGCUGCAAGUAAGAGUUCUGAAUGCAAUAAAAUUUUUGUAAAAGAUA
Tympanuchus pallidicinctus (lesser prairie-chicken) is the source of this 2615-nucleotide messenger RNA. It is a transcript of the gene UTP3, whose product is annotated as UTP3 small subunit processome component. Lineage: Eukaryota; Metazoa; Chordata; Aves; Galliformes; Phasianidae. Gene Ontology annotation, cellular component: nucleolus; small-subunit processome. The record is from RefSeq and is a predicted model, not a curated record. Bases 379 to 2544 code for a protein of 721 amino acids. The transcript has a single exon. Gene Ontology annotation, biological process: maturation of SSU-rRNA from tricistronic rRNA transcript (SSU-rRNA, 5.8S rRNA, LSU-rRNA).